AUGGAGGAUGAGGAAGAUUACAACGCAACGUUGAAGAAAGAAGAGCUUGAACUUAUCAAGGACAAAGAAAUCCAGCGGAUUUUGUCCUGCUUCAGAUUGGAUUACUACACUAUUCUUGACACACAGCCCGGAAUCGCUAAGAAAGACAUCAGUAAGAUCUACAGGAAGAAAUCUCUUUUAAUUCAUCCUGAUAAGACCAACAACCCGAAAGCAGUGGAUGCAUUUGAUUUACUACGUAAGGCUUCUCGUGCUCUAGAAGACGACAAGGAACGACUGCCGCUUGACAGUGCUUGGACUGAUGCUAGAAGAGAUCUCAUCCAAGAGAAAGGGUGGACGAUUAGCGACGAUCGACUCUUGAAAUCCGAUUUUCUAAUAGAGUGGAGAGCCAAGGUAAAAGAGGUUUUGAUUGAAGAAGAGUUUGCCAAAAAAGUGGCCUUGAAAAGAGAACAGGUCAAUGAAUCUCGUAAGAGGAAAAUGGAGGAAGAAAGACAGACCGAGAGACAAGUACAGAAGGAAAUAGACAAAAAUUGGGAAAGCCAUAGAUCCGAUCGAGUAGAGAGUUGGAAGAAGUUUUCUAAAAAGAUAGAUCAUAAGAAAUCCAAGAAGAAGAAAAAGAAGGCCAAAUUGUUGAUUUAA
Molecule: messenger RNA, 636 nt
Organism: Brettanomyces nanus
Lineage: Eukaryota; Fungi; Ascomycota; Pichiomycetes; Pichiales; Pichiaceae
Exons: 1
Coding region: 1-636 (211 amino acids)
Source: RefSeq, a predicted model, not a curated record